Messenger RNA from Symsagittifera roscoffensis, 2966 nucleotides. RefSeq names its product glycine receptor subunit alpha-1-like. NCBI's taxonomy places the organism in Eukaryota, Metazoa, Xenacoelomorpha, Acoela, Convolutidae. Gene Ontology annotation, biological process: signal transduction; nervous system process; chemical synaptic transmission. The transcript has 4 exons. Gene Ontology annotation, cellular component: synapse; neuron projection; plasma membrane. Gene Ontology annotation, molecular function: extracellular ligand-gated monoatomic ion channel activity; transmembrane signaling receptor activity; neurotransmitter receptor activity. The record is from RefSeq and is a predicted model, not a curated record. The coding region runs from base 1825 to 2943 and encodes 372 amino acids.
CCUCGGGAGAUAGGAUAAAAAAUUCAUUAAUUAGUAAUCUUUUCAGAGACUCCGUUGAGUAAAGCUAAAGCUCCCUCGUGCAACUAAGACAAAUACGCUUAUCUGUAGUUGAUUCAACUCUAAUCAAACAGAUCUUCUAGCAAUUUGGUCGAGUUUUCCCUACUGUCAAAAUUCCUCCCAGCCUCUUUCUUUGUUAAAGAUAAAACUCAUUCAACCCAUAAUUGAAAAGGUGAAACAAAAAACAAAGAAAAGACAGGGUGCUUCUUAAUUUCUCGCUAUUUUCAGCCGCAGGAUUCAAGAAUAAUUUCAAUUUACAGAAAAAAAAACAAGAAACAAACUCAAUCUACCAAGUUAAUCACGGAUUAAGUGAAUUGAAAUUGAAAAAUCAAAAUACUGUGGAAUUGAAAUAAAUUUCAGGAAGGUCGAUACAAAAGCUGAUUACUUCUAAAUUUUCAAGAAACGCCACAUAUUAGAUUCAAUUUCAUACUUUCAGUUUUUAAAUUAAAUUUCAUACUUCCCUAACCGUAAGUAAACUUCCACGUGCUUAGGAAGCAAAAAAAACACUGUCAUAAAUUUUGAAUUUGCACUUCAACUUCGACAUUUCGAGACAUUUCUGCAGGCUUAAAGGUCAUUAAUUCUUCACCAUUAAAGGCCACAUUUCCAUUAGAACAUGAAGACAUAUGUCAACAAUUUGUUCAUUUUUAGACACUCCUAGUCGCGUUCAUUUGACAUGCUUAUUCAGAAAUUUUCAUCUUCAGGGGUGAUAAAUUUUGGUAGAAAAGAAGGUUGCUAAUUAUCUCCGUCCAGUUUUCCUUGUUUGUGAUUUAUUGGUGACAAGAGCUUUUCAAUUACUUUUCGACAUGGCACAAAAUUUAACUUGAUUACAUUCCGAGUAUUUGCGGCAUGUUACUACUAGUCCCAAAGGAAAUGUAAGAAACAACAAUUCCCUUCAACUUGCCAUCAUAUUUGUGAAGCUGAUUUUACCAAUACAUUAUUGGUGAAUCCAAUACGUCAGGUAGAGAAAAAAUCAAUUGAUUCAAAAAUAGAGAUUUAUCUUUUAUUUAUCCCAUUGCUAAGCCCAGUCCUCGAUCAAACAAGCUCAAUUGUUUUGAUAAGAAUAAACUAAAAAAGUUAUUUAGAUAUAGAGGAGCAAAUACCUUUUGUGGAGAUUGCACAAACAAAACAGAAAAUGAUUUCAAUAUACUUGCGCGAAGAUGUAUGACCGUUUUGUUUACUCACUCUUAAAUAAAUUUUCCUCCCCUUGGCGUCAUUUUCUUUGUUGAGAGCCACAAAAAACUGACCAUUUCCAGUCGAACUGUCUCCAUUGAAUUUCUUACCAAGUUUGAUCAUGCAGCUUUACCAACAUUUAAUCGUGAUUUGUUCACAUAUUAUUCUCAUGAUCACUUUUAUUCAUGUCUCGUCACAAUCAGGUCAUGGUCAAAAAAUAAGUGAAGAUUACGAAAAAUACUCAGGAGACGACUACGGUAUGAAUUCUGGAAGCUAUACUGAACAGAAAAGUGACAUGAUGGAGAAAAACAAAAACUAUCUGCGGCUGAAGAACACUUUGCCAGCUGAAGAUGGACUGCCAAUCAUCAUACAUGUCCAUCUCAGCUUAGAAAGCAUUCGUGACGUUGCCGGCGAAGCUACAAUAGACCUGUACAUGACUGAGUCGUGGACAGAUUACCGAGAAGCAUUCCAAUAUCAGGGAUCCAAUUACGACUACAACAACGACUACAAUCCAAAUACACCUCAAAGCCACGAGAAGAACGACUCAAAACCAGUGAUCACGACUACAACACGAAAAGCAGUCACGACUACAAGUCCAUGAAUAUGAGCAGUGACUACAAUUCAUCUUCCGACUACAGUUAUUACGACCGUCCUCUUUCAGUGGUCCGGAUGAGCGGGGCGGGGGUUGUAAACUACUGCUGGAUUCCAGACACUUACUUCAUUCUAGCCAGGUCAAUAUUCUACUCGCCGUCAUCUCUGAGUCUGAGCGUUCUGGGCAAUGGCGAGGUCACUCUGGACCGAAAGGUCAGACUAGUAACGCCUUGCAAGCCACAAGUGAAGUACUUCCCGUUCGACGUCACCACCUGUCGUAUUUUGAUAUCCAGUUACGGCUUCGACGCCCGGGAGUUAUAUCUAAUGUGGGAACGGGACGGAAAAGGGGAGGGGGUUUCCUUUCCAUUCGAGUACGAACCUCUUUCCGAAAUGGGGUUCAAAAUCCUCAACAUGAGUUCAACCUGUUUCUACGCUUCAUAUUCAGGAUUCACAUUUACAAUCUUAGAAGGCGUGGUCCAUUUAGAACGCCUGUAUACUGUUUACAUUUAUCAAAUCUACAUCCCAGCGGCUCUUUUAGUUGUUCUAAGUUGGGUCACUUUUUGGAUCAACAAGGGGGCGACUCCCGCUCGUGCUAGCGUCGGAGUCACCACAGUCCUGACGAUGUUGACACUCGCGACUCAAAGUCAGCAAAAUAUGGAGAAACACAUUACACUCGAAACUUCUUUGCUCGACAUUUACAUUUGGGUUUGCUUCAGUUUUGUCAUCGCCGCCAUGCUUGAAUUCGCAAUGAGUGAUUUUUUAAACGAUAAAGUGUCGCGCAAAGCAAAACAGGAUGCAAAUAGGAAACCAAAGAAGAGUCUUCAAAAACCGGAUCCCUCUGGAACUUUGCUGAUGAACAAAGAAUUUAAUGGCAAUAUUCACGCCACGACUUCGGCUAAUAACGAUUUAAACUUAAUCAGUGUCGAAAAAUCGAAAAAGAAAAAAAGACCAUCGUAUGCUUUCGUUUCUAAAAUUGACAGAGCUGCACGUGUUUUUUUCCCGGUUGUUUUUCUAGUAUUUAACUGUUUCUACUGGUUAUAUGUCGCUUAUAUUCUCAUGAACUCCAGCUAUGGAAGUCCUUCGCCAGACCCACCCUUACCAUGUGCUGGUUUCCCGUUACGGUGAUAAGGUUUGAAAUAUAUUUAGAA